CGGAGCCCAGAGCAGGGUUACCGCGCCCAUCUCUGCUGUUUGAUGGCCGGAGGAAGCGACUGAGCUGCUGUGGGCGAGAAGAAAGAAAGAAAGAAAGAAAGAAAGAGCAGGAGAGAACGACAGAAGGAAAGAAAAGGAAGGCUGCGUUUUGGACAGGGGGCUGGAGUACGUUUGAGGCGGCAGCAGAAGAGCUUCGGUUCGUUUUACUGCAAAAUUAGCAUUUUUCCUGGCCGCCCCGUCUUCGCGCCUGUGUGCCGGUGUGCGUAUCGAAAAGCUGGGUUCGGGGAGUGCCACUCCUCGGGUAGCCUGUUAGCUCGUCUGCGCGCUGGUCGGAGAGACGGGGGAGUCUGGCUUCGCUGUUUCCAGUCAAUGCGAUAUAAACAACGGACGCCCACGACUGAAAACGGAUCAGUGAGUAACCCAGCGCGAGGCAGGAGUGAAGUACAUCAUUUAGCAGAGGAAAAUGAGCGAACUCGACCAGCUACGUCAGGAGGCUGAGCAGCUGAAGAACCAGAUCAGAGAUGCGAGGAAAGCAUGUGCAGAUGCCACCCUGUCUCAGAUUACAGCUAACAUAGACCCCGUCGGACGAAUUCAGAUGCGCACUAGACGGACACUGAGGGGUCACUUGGCUAAAAUCUACGCCAUGCACUGGGGCUCUGACUCAAGGCUCCUAGUCAGUGCUUCCCAGGAUGGUAAACUUAUUAUUUGGGACAGCUAUACCACAAACAAGGUGCAUGCCAUCCCGCUGCGCUCCUCAUGGGUGAUGACAUGUGCAUAUGCUCCGUCCGGCAACUACGUGGCCUGUGGUGGCCUGGACAACAUCUGCUCCAUCUACAAUCUGAAGACCCGUGAGGGCAACGUUCGCGUCAGCCGUGAGCUGGCUGGCCAUACGGGUUAUCUGUCCUGCUGUCGUUUUCUGGACGACAACCAGAUCGUCACUAGCUCAGGCGACACCACCUGUGCUCUUUGGGACAUUGAAACUGGGCAGCAGACGACCACCUUUGCAGGGCACACUGGUGAUGUGAUGUCGCUGUCCCUGGCUCCAGACACGCGUCUGUUUGUGUCAGGCGCCUGCGAUGCCUCUGCCAAGCUAUGGGACAUCAGAGAAGGCAUGUGUAGACAGACCUUUACCGGCCACGAGUCCGACAUCAACGCCAUCUGCUUCUUCCCCAACGGGAAUGCGUUCGCCACGGGCUCGGAUGACGCCACCUGCAGGCUGUUUGACCUGCGUGCCGACCAGGAGCUGAUGGUGUACUCCCAUGACAACAUCAUCUGCGGCAUCACCUCCGUGGCCUUCUCCAAGAGCGGCCGCCUGCUGCUUGCUGGCUACGACGACUUCAACUGCAACGUGUGGGACACCCUCAAAGCUGACCGUGCGGGUGUCCUGGCAGGCCAUGAUAACCGUGUUAGCUGCUUGGGCGUUACUGAUGAUGGAAUGGCAGUGGCAACAGGUUCUUGGGACAGUUUCCUUAAGAUCUGGAAUUAAAGCCACAAGAUGGCAUCCGGACUCCAAAGUUGACUGGAAGACCAUUCCAACAUCGAAAUGUUCAAUUUUAUUGCAUAUCCAAUCUUCUCAAACACAACAGAACUGACCCCAUUAUCUGAAGAAACAACAAAAGGGCAAAAGUUAAUCUCCUUCCCAUAAAAAAGAGCACAAUUGUUUCACUCAGCCAGAUCACAAGGAAAUCAGUG
Messenger RNA from Colossoma macropomum (tambaqui), 1692 nucleotides. RefSeq names its product guanine nucleotide binding protein (G protein), beta polypeptide 1a (gene gnb1a). Gene Ontology annotation, molecular function: signaling receptor complex adaptor activity; protein binding. Gene Ontology annotation, cellular component: heterotrimeric G-protein complex; cytoplasm. The transcript is spliced from 11 exons. The record is from RefSeq and is a predicted model, not a curated record. The coding region runs from base 464 to 1486 and encodes 340 amino acids. Lineage: Eukaryota; Metazoa; Chordata; Actinopteri; Characiformes; Serrasalmidae. Gene Ontology annotation, biological process: G protein-coupled receptor signaling pathway.